Molecule: messenger RNA, 1178 nt
Organism: Pelagomonas calceolata
Lineage: Eukaryota; Pelagophyceae; Pelagomonadales; Pelagomonadaceae
Source: the annotation of a GenBank genome assembly
AUGCUCCUCACGCAAUGCUCAUUUUGCGCUGUCGACCUUGGCCUAACUUUGGGCAAGAAAUGCGGCCGCUGCAGCACGCGCUACUGCGGGGCAGCCUGCCAGGUGCAGCACUGGAAAGAGGGCGGGCACGACAAGCUGUGUAGACUGAUUAAAAAAGGAGGCGGUGCCGAGCAGUAUAAUGCGAAUAAGAAGUACACGGAGGCCGUAGCAGUCGCGGCGGCGUGCGCGGAGGACACGAAGGGCCAGACGUGCUACAUCUGCACGCAAGCCCUCCACUGGAAGACGAAGGAGGGCCUCGUGCGAGGGUGCGCUUGCCGCGGGACGGCGGGCUUCGCGCACGUGUCGUGCCUGGCGGAGCAGGCGAAGAUUUUGUUCGCGGAGGCCGAGGAGAAUAAUUUGGGCGACAAGGCGAUGAAUGAAAGAUGGACGCGGUGGCACAAAUGCAGCCUGUGCAAUCAAGAUUACCAUGGCACCGUGGCGUGCGCGCUCGGGUGGGCGUGCUGGAAGACGUACGUCGGACGGCCGGAGGGGCACUGGAUUCCGGGAGCUGCGAUGGCGCUGCUUGGUAGCGGUCUAUCCAAUGUAAAUCUUCACGAGGACGCGUUGUCCGUGAGAGAGGCCGAGUUGGCUAGGCUGCGGCGCUUUGGCGGGCUAGAAGAGACAAUCCUUGCCAUGCGGCGCAACAUUGCGAACUCGCAUCAAAAGCUCGGACGGAACGAACAGGCACUGCGGUUGAUGGGAGAUGUAUUUUCUGGAUAUGUGAAGCUCAACGGCGAGGAACAUGAACAAACCCUCCUAGCGGCCCACAACUACGCGAAUUCCCUUCUUUGCCUAAAGCGCUUCGAAGAAGCCAAGUCUCUGAUGCGGAAAACGAUACCCGUGGCGCGACGCGUUCUCGGAGAAAGUAACCAGACGCUCAAGAUGAGGGCGAUGUACGCGACGGCGCUCUACGAUGACCCGGCCGCCACGCGCGGCGAUCUCCGCGAGGCCACGACGACGCUCGAGGAUAUAGAACGGACCACGCGGCGCGUGCUCGGUGGCGCGCACCCUCUUGUACGGACGAUUGAACGAAAUCUGCAAGAGGCGCGAGGCGCGCUCUACGCCCGCGAAAGCGGCGCCGUCGAGUCCAUCCGUGAGGGGGUGGGCGCGAUGACGGCGGGGGGUGCGUAAUAAGACGG